Molecule: messenger RNA, 408 nt
Organism: Haemonchus placei
Lineage: Eukaryota; Metazoa; Nematoda; Chromadorea; Rhabditida; Trichostrongylidae
Source: the annotation of a GenBank genome assembly
AUGAAUGAUGUCGAACUACCGCAAACCAACUAUGGCGUUUACCAAUUCUUCCACGUCGUCCCCUGCUGGUCCUUCGUUGCCGUCAAUCCACCACGAAUCGUUCGGCAGUGUGUCAGCGCCAGCCCCAUGCGACCGAUGACGGACGUCAGAGAGGCGCCGCCGAGUGCCUGGACCAGUCGCAAACACACACACGCGAUACGUCGACACCGCCGUCAGUCACAUAAUGGAUGCGGGAACGUGAGCGCCCUCACGCGCUCCUCAGGUGUCGCUCACAAUGUCGUCGUUGUCGUUGUCGAUGUCGAGGACGACUACAACGAGGUCGUAGCUACAACUCGUGAAUUACUUGUUAUGGAAGAAAUCGCCAUUUCCCAUGCAAAAACAAAACCUGCUAAGGUGAGGGUGUACUAA